AUGGUCUUGGGAAAAAAGUGUAGCGCCGCUGAGGAUGCAAUCAUCAGUCAGCUCAGGCCGCUCAGAAAAGACUUCGACAACAAAGUGGCUAAAUUGGACCAAACAGCCGGGUCUGUUGAAAACUAUGAAAAGGGUUUCGUCCAGGAGAAGAAGCGUAUCGACAAAGAAAUCAUCGCCAUCAAUGAGUUCUUCAUGAAAACGCUAGAAAAACUCGAUGGUGUGUCCAUUGCAGCCGAUUUGAAAGCAGCUCGGCAGUACCGAAAGACUAUGGUCAAGGAUAUCCAGGCGCAAAUGGACCGUGCUGAUUCUCUGCGAUCAAGACUAUCCUUCAGUCCGAUUGGCGAAUUCGCCACAAAAGAGUAG
Molecule: messenger RNA, 363 nt
Organism: Oikopleura dioica
Lineage: Eukaryota; Metazoa; Chordata; Appendicularia; Copelata; Oikopleuridae
Source: the annotation of a GenBank genome assembly